AAUGUUUCUAAGUUUCCAAGAGUAGGUCACUCUGACAAUUGUAAAGCAAAUUUGGAGAUCAUCAAGACAUCAAACAAAACGACAUGCUCUUGACUGGUGCAGUGAACCAUGUAGGGGAUGAAGUUCGGAAGAUGUCAAAACCUUGCACAGAAUAUUUUGGCCCAAUGUGUACAUGUCAUAUGCAGUCAAAAUAAUCUCUUUAGAAGUUUCAACGAUAACUCUUAUGUCUGUCUUGUGUUAAAAAGGUCUUCUGUUCGUCUAUUACUCAAUAAGCUUCAGCUUUCCAACAGGUCAUUGCAGUCCACAACCUGUUUUUGUUCCUAGACAACAAACAUAAGAACAAAGCAUUGGCUCCAAAUUAAUCUGCAAUCCAACCAAAAUGAAUCUUUCCAAUCCUUCCUUGUUAUAAUCUCUCUUUUUGAUCGAUCAAUUAUCAUUAGCACUCUGUGUACCUGCAUUCCAAAAGCUACCGUACCCCUUCUAAGUUCCCAUGGAAACUAAAUCCCAUCAGCAGCUUCACAUUUUCUUCUUCCCAUUUAUGGCUCCAGGACACAGCAUACCUGCCAUAGAGAUAGCCAAACAAUUUGCUUCUUACUCAGUAAAAUCCACCAUGAUAACCACUCCACUCAAUGCACCACAAUUUUCCAAAGUAACCCAAAACAGUAAACAGUUGGGGUUUGAUCAUGAAAUUGAACUUCUAUUCCUGCAAUUCCCUUCUGUUGAAGCUGGGUUGCCACAGGAUUGUGAGCAGUAUAGUUCGGCUACAACACAAGAGAUGGAGUUAAAAUUCUUCAAAGCGGUCACCUUGCUUGAACCACAACUCGAGAAGGUACUUAGCAAACACCGUCCUCAUUGUCUUGUAGUUGAUGCCUUGUUUCCUUGGGCUACAAAUGCAGCUGCAAAGUUUGGCAUUCCAAGUCUUCUCUUUCAUGGAACUGGUUUUUUCUCAUUGUGUGCUUCAAAGAGUAUGUUAAUACAUCAACCUCACUUGAAGUUAUCAUCUGAUUCAGAGUCAGUGGUCAUUCCUGAUUUCCCGGUUGAGAUUACAAUGAAAGGAAGCGACAUACCAGCUUAUUUAAAGCUAAAUCUUGAAAAUGAAUUUACCAAGUUGUUCAAAUCAUCCAAGGACGCCGAGGAAAGGAGCUAUGGGGUUAUUGUCAACAGCUUCUAUGAACUUGAACCAGAUUAUGCAGAUCACUUUGGGAAGAUAUUUGGGAAGAAGAAAUGGCAUAUAGGCCCAGUCUCGCUGUACAACAAGGCAGCAGAAGAGAAAGCAGGGAGGAGAUGCAUAGAACGUUCCGUCGAGGAAGUGCACGAGUGUUUACAUUGGCUUAAAUCUAAGAAACCCAAGACAGUUGUUUAUGUGUGUUUUGGAAGCCUGACCAAUUUCAGUGAUUCUCAGCUUCUGGAAAUUGCAGAGGGGCUAGAGGCUAGUGGGCAAGAGUUCAUUUGGGUUGUCAACAAAGAAAAGAAGGACAAAGAAGAGUGGUUGCCUGAAGGGUUUGAGCAGAGAGUGGAAGGCAAGGGGCUCAUUAUACGAGGUUGGGCUCCCCAAGUGCUGAUUCUUGAGCAUCAAGCAGUUGGAGGUUUUCUAACUCAUUGUGGGUGGAACUCGAUUCUUGAAGGAGUGUCUUCUGGUGUGCCAAUGAUCACAUGGCCAGUCUCGGCUGAACAGAUUUUUAAUGAAAAGUUGGUGUGUGAGAUACUUAAAACUGGUGUUGCUAUUGGUGGUCAACAAUGGGGAACAUUUGGAGAUAUAAAUGUGGAGAUAGAGGCCAGUGUAAAGAGGGUGGCAAUACAAAAGUCUGUGAGUCUAAUCAUGGUGGACGAAAAAGCAGAGGCAAUGAGAGACCGAGCUAAAGAGCUGGGAAAGAUGGCAAGGAGGGCAGUUGAAGAAGGCGGUUCAUCAUUCAAGGACUUAAGUGUUCUAAUUGAUGAGUUGAGGUCCCUUUGAUCUUAAAAUAUUUUGAAGCUUUGGAAAGUUUCAAGAGGAUGUUCUCCCUCUACUAAUAUAAACUGGGAGCAGCUAUAGGCAGAAAACUGUUGUAAUAAUUACUCAGCCAAAAGAAUUGCAUUGCAAUGAUGAAAAAAUUAGUGGACGAACCGAGUUUUCAUUUUUCUAAAGGAAAAAGGUGUUAGAAACAUAAACUAGCCUCUAAUUCUCUUGUUUCAUUAAAAACAUUAUAGGCAGGA
Messenger RNA from Argentina anserina (silverweed cinquefoil), 2193 nucleotides. RefSeq names its product UDP-glucose flavonoid 3-O-glucosyltransferase 7-like. The transcript has a single exon. Bases 491 to 1954 code for a protein of 487 amino acids. The record is from RefSeq and is a predicted model, not a curated record. Gene Ontology annotation, molecular function: UDP-glucosyltransferase activity. NCBI's taxonomy places the organism in Eukaryota, Viridiplantae, Streptophyta, Magnoliopsida, Rosales, Rosaceae.